This is a messenger RNA of Aspergillus bombycis, 5976 nucleotides long. RefSeq names its product putative polyketide synthase. The record is from RefSeq and is a predicted model, not a curated record. Bases 1 to 5976 code for a protein of 1991 amino acids. The transcript has a single exon. Lineage: Eukaryota; Fungi; Ascomycota; Eurotiomycetes; Eurotiales; Aspergillaceae. Gene Ontology annotation, molecular function: acyltransferase activity; phosphopantetheine binding.
AUGAGUCCUUUGGCAUAUGACAAUCUUGCAGGAGCAUCAUUUGUGAGUCCCACAGGACCUUGCAAGCCAUUUGACGCAGGGGCAGAUGGAUAUUGCCGUGGGGAGGGAUUUGCUGCGAUCUUUAUCAAGAAGAUGUCGGAGGCUUUGGCAAAUGGUGACAUUAUCCUGGGAACAAUCGCUUCCACAGCCGUCCAGCAGAAUAGUAACUGUACGCCAAUUGUGGUUCCAGACGCGUGCUCUCUUUCUCGGUUGUUCACACAGGUGACUGGACAGGCGCACCUCCAACCUCGGGAUAUAUCAGUUGUUGAAGCUCAUGGAACAGGGACACAGGCUGGUGAUCCUGCAGAAUAUGUCAGCAUCAGAAAGAGCUUAGCUGGGCCACAGCGCACUACUCCAUUAGCCCUUGGAUCUGUUAAAGGCCUGGUCGGACAUACUGAAGGUGUGUCCGGCCUAGUUGCCGUGGUGAAGGUCUUGCUAAUGAUAAACGAGGGCAUGAUUCCUCCGCAGCCGAACUUCCACACACUGAAUCCACAUAUUGAAGCAUCUCCGGACGAUCAGAUGCAUAUACCAAUGACUCUCACAGAAUGGACCGCAAGCUUCCGUGCGGCACUUAUCAACAACUACGGUGCUUCGGGAUCCAAUGCAUCUAUGGUGAUCACGGAAGCUCCUGGUGCGUUCGCGAAUCAAAUAUUCCCUCCCAUCAAUACUUCUAACCUCGCUCUUCCAAUCCGAAUAUGCGCUUCAGAUGAGGGUCGACUUAGUGACUGCACGAGCCGGUUGCACCAAUUCCUCCAGCAUCAAGUCAUAUCUGCGGCAUCUGCUACAGACUUGGGGAACCUAUCUUUUAACAUCUGUCGCCAGUCCAACCCCACACUAGAGUCACAGAUAGCUUUUAGCUGCUGCUCUCAAUCCGAGCUUGCUUCUAAGCUGUCGACCAUAAUGAAUGGCGAUACGAACCACAUUUUCAGGCUUAUGAAGAGUCCUCGCCCGGUCGUAUUGUGUUUUGGUGGUCAGGUCUCUACUUUUGUAGGCCUGGACCGCACCGUAUAUGAUUCCAUCUCGCUUCUUCGUCAUCACUUGGGGCAAUGUGAUUCCCUAGCACAGUCAUCUGGAUGCGGUAGCCUUUUCCCUAGCAUCUUUGAGCGCAACCCCAUUACCGACCAAGUACAGUUACACGUGCAACUCUUCUCUUUACAAUACUCCUGCGCGCGGUGCUGGAUGGAUUCGGGGCUAUCGGUUGCAGCUGUUGUUGGACAUAGCUUUGGCGAAUUGACUGCACUAUGCAUAUGUGGCACCCUAUCACUUUGCGAUGCAAUAAUACUGAUCGCUCGCCGCGCAGCUAUCAUUCGUGACGGUUGGGGCCCUGACCCUGGCGCUAUGAUUGUAGUGGAGGGAAAUAAGGACGACAUCAUACGUCUUAUAGAUGCUGCCUAUCGCAGCGGCUCCACAAAUAUUGCUCCAGCAACGAUUGCUUGCUUUAAUGGUCCCAGUAGCUUCACGCUCGCUGGAGCCACGGCUGCAAUUGAUGCAGUCCAAGCAAUCCUUAAAGCCCCCUUGUAUGCUAGCCUUAAAGCAAAAAGAUUAUUUGUGACGAAUGCCUUCCAUUCAGGCUUAGUGGAUCCUUUGUUGCCAGCCAUCGAGGGCGUUAUGCGUGGGAUAAAUCCGCAACAGCCAAUCAUUCUGUGUGAGAGGGCGACACAGAGCUCGUCCACAGCUACAAUCUCGUCCAGUAUGGUUGCAGAACAUCUCCGCCAGCCAGUCUACUUCCACCACGCAGCACAACGAUUGGAAGAGAGAUAUGGCCCAUGCGUAUGGGUAGAGGCCGGUUCCAAUUCCACGAUCACAAUCAUGGUCAGUCGGGCUCUUGCGUCUUCAUCGGGACACCACUUUCAAGCUGUGAACAUCACAGAUGACCGCGGCAUGCAAAGCCUAAGCGAUUCAACUAUCAGUCUCUGGAAGGCAAGCGUAUCGGUAACGUUCUGGGCUCACCAUGCCCGACAGUCACAUGAAUACGCCCCUAUACUUCUGCCACCAUAUCAAUUUGAGAAAGGCCGGCAUUGGCUUUCAAACAAAAAGCUUCCUGGACCUCCACACGAAGUGGGUACCAGACCGGCAACUGAAGCGUCUGCUUUACGAUUUGUCGGAUACCAAGAUAGCCAGCAACUAGUUACCAGAUUUAGUAUCGACACUGCCCACCCGCAGUACCAGGAGUUGAUCGCGGGGCAUGUCGUUUCACAUACUUCGCCAGUUGCGCCUGCGUCUUUAAUGCUGGAUUACGUUGUUGAAGCACUCCGCAGGUUACCAGAAUGUGCAGGGCGAAUACCCCAGGUUCACAAUGUCACAAGCGAUGCACCUCUCUGUUUGGAUAUGUCUCGAGAUCUAUGGAUUGAGUUGCAUGCGCAGGAUACCCAUAAGCAUAUAUGGGGUUUAAGGUACCUGAGUGAACAACUACAAAAGGGGCGACGGUCACAGGUCCUCCACUGUUCUGCUAGAUUCAUUAUGUUUGACCCGCACGAUACACAGAUAUGCGGCGAAUUCGCUAUGUACAGCCGCCUGGUGAGCCAUCACCAUUGCACGGAGCUUUUGAAUGAUCCGAAUAUAAGUGACAUUAUUCAAGGGCGGAAUGUCUACCGGACCUUCGCUGAGAUUGUAGACUAUUCGGAGCCUUAUCGCGGAGUGCAAAAGCUCGUUGGAAAGGAUAAUGAGUCAGCAGGUAGAGUAGUCAAGAGGUACACCGGACAAACAUGGGUGGAUACAUGUCUGUGUGACUCGUUUAGCCAGGUUGCCGGCUUUUGGGUCAACUGCAUGACGGACCGGUCACCAUCUGAUAUAUACCUAGCCAGUGGUAUGGAGAGAUGGAUGCGGUCGCCAAUGUACGCUGACCCUACUACACCUCGACCGAGCACAUGGAAUAUAUUAGCAAAGCACGAGCGAGGAGAUGACUGUUAUAUUAGUGAUAUCUUUGUCUUUGAUCCAACGACGGAACAGCUUGUCGAGAUUUUUCUGGGGAUGAAAUAUACUAAGGUGAAAAAGGCAACAUUUUCCAAGAUUAUCGGCAGAUUUAUGCCACGAUGUGCAACACAAUCACCUGAUGUUGGAAAGCUUGAGGUUGCAGCGUCGCACUCAGCUGUUUCCGUCCCACACGGUGUUGGAGCCAAGUCCAAGAAUGGCCAGGAGAGAUCCAGGACUAACCUUGCAGCCCGUGUCAAGGCAGUUGUAGCCGAUUUCUGUGCCAUUGACCCUAAUGAGAUCACGGAAGACGGUAACAUGGCAGACGCUGGAGUGGACUCUCUCAUGGCGAUGGAACUUGCUCGUGAGAUGGAGGAGGCCUUCCAUUGUACGUUACCUGCCACAGAUCUGAUGGAGGCAGAUACAUUCCGGGACUUGGUUCAUUGCGUCAAGACUGCCGUGGGAGAGUGUGACAAUAACGAGCAGGAUACUUCCAACUGGAGUCUAGAGGAUACAAGCUUCAAAGAUAGUAGUCCUGAGAGGGGCUUUAACACUCCUAACACCGAGCCAGGCACCGGUGUUGCAUCGGAUACUCCAGAUCUAGAGCUACCCUUGCGAAGUGUAUUAGAUGCAUUUGGGGAGACCAAAACGCUCACCGACCGUUUCCUUGCGGAGAAUAAGUGCAGCGGUCGUAUACAUAUCUUUGCUCCGCUGCAGACUGAGCUAUGUAUUACGUUAACAUUAGAAGCAUUUGAGCAACUGGGUUGUUAUAUCCGCACUGGGUUGCGUGGCCAGUGCCUCGACCGAAUACGAUUCGACCCGCAACAUCACGAGCUAGUAGACUACCUCUACAAGAGACUUGAAGAAGCAAGGCUUGUUGACCUAGCCGGCAACACUGUCAUUCGCACAGCCAUAUCAGCCCCCAACAAAUCCAGUCUCUCUAUUCUGGAAGAGAUUAAGCGCUCAUAUCCCGAGUAUGCUGGCGCUAGCAAGUUAGCGUAUUUCACAGGUAGUAAGCUGGCUUCGGUGUUGCGCGGUGAACAAGACGGCCUUCAUUUGGUUUUUGGUACUAAGGAGGGUCAGGAACUAGUAUCAUGGAUGUAUAGCGACGAGCCGCACAAUGUCGUGGGAUAUAUGCAAAUGUUGGACUUCAUAACACGGCUGAUACAAAAAGCUCCAGUAACAGGAACGGAGGUGGGAUCUCUCAAGAUUCUGGAGAUGGGAGCAGGUACGGGAGGUGGCACGAAAUGGUUUCUUCCCGCUUUAUCAAAGCUUGACAUCUCAGUCGAGUACACUUUCACCGAUAUCUCAACAGCCUUUAUUGCACAAGCCAGGCGACGCUUCAAAGAGUAUUCCUUUGUGCGAUAUCGUGUUCAUGAUAUUGAGAAGCCCCCUGCCGAUGACCUCGUCGGCACGCAGCACAUCAUUAUAGCCAGCAACGCUGUUCACGCUACAUCCAACCUGCAGGAGUCCACACGGAACAUGCGGGCGGCCUUGCGGCCAGAUGGGGUCGUUCUGAUGUUGGAAAUGACGCGACCAGCGUUCGCAAUUGAUAUUGUAUUUGGCCUCUUCCGCGGUUGGUGGGUGUUCAAUGACGGUCGCAACCAUGCCAUUGCCAACGAACAACGUUGGAAGGCAGAUAUGCACACGGUAGGAUACGGCCAUGUGGACUGGACAGAUGGUCAUUCGCCGGAAGCCAGCGUGCAGAGAGUUAUCUUCGCCACAGCAACUGGGACCGAAAGUCAACGCUUGCCGCUCGGCAACCCUAACGAGAAGGGACACCCAGAACAACAGGUCGAUAACAGCGUGCGGAGCAAAGUAACUACUGAGUACAUACGACGGAGUAUUGAGAGUUUCACUCCUCCCACAGCUUCACUCAGCGGUUUUGCGUCAGAUGGGCAGGUAGUACUAUUGACUGGUGGCACCGGUAGCUUAGGUAGCCAUAUUUUGGCACAUCUCGCUCGACAACAGUCUGUGAACAGAAUAUUCUGUCUGAACCGAAGCAAAGCCAAUGACGAAGCAUUCCAAAGACAGACAUCCGCACUACAAAAGCGCGGGAUCUCCUUGGCUGCUCACGAAAUGCGUAAGGUGGAAGUACUGGCAACAACAAUCUAUCACAAUAACCUAGGACUUUCGUCAGAGCAAUAUGACAUUCUGAAGACCACUGUCACCCAUAUGAUCCACAGCGCUUGGCCAAUGAAUGGGGCUUCGGACGUAUCAGCCUUUGAGAAACAAUUCCGAGUGAUGCGUCAUCUAGUCGACCUCGCAGGCGAGAUCGCAUGCCAUCGUCCCACGGACUCGGGAAUUAGGUUUCAGUUUGUUUCCUCUAUUGCAACUGUUGGACAUUACCCCCUCAUCACCAGUCAGAAUAAUGUCCCAGAACAAUCAACUAAAAUCGAGUUUGUAUUACCCAAUGGAUACGGUGAGGCAAAGUUUAUCUGCGAGCGGAUCCUCGAAGAGACUCUGCAGCGAUAUCCGAAUUGCUUCCAAGCUAUGAUCGUCCGCCCAGGCCAGAUCGCUGGGUCUUCCAGCAGUGGGUGUUGGAAUAUAGCAGAGCACUUCCCAGCCAUAGUCAAGUCGGCACAGACACUCAAGGUACUUCCAGACCUGCAAGGAGAGCUCUCGUGGACACCUGUGGACGAGAUCGCCGCUAGUCUGGUGGAGUUACUAGUCACCGACAGUACAUCCUAUCCGGUGUACCAUUUGGAUAACCCCGUCCGCCAACCGUGGCAUGAUAUGAUAUUCAUUUUGGCCGGUGAGCUUGGUAUUCCCACCAGUAACAUUGUCCCGUUCUCUGAGUGGAUCCAACGAGUCCGCAGCUUCCCGGGGUCAAGAGAAGAUAACCCAGCAGGUCUGAUGGCGGACUGGCUAGAAGAAAACUUCGAACGUAUGUCAUGUGGCGGUGUUGUGCUAGAAACCACAAGAGCGAGGGAGCAUUCCUCAACUCUGGCGGGAGUCAGGCCGGUCAAUGCGGAGGUCACUCGGCGGUAUUUGCAUAGUUGGAAGAAGCGCGGAUUCCUGCAUUAG